Drosophila takahashii is the source of this 921-nucleotide messenger RNA. RefSeq lists its product as uncharacterized. NCBI's taxonomy places the organism in Eukaryota, Metazoa, Arthropoda, Insecta, Diptera, Drosophilidae. The record is from RefSeq and is a predicted model, not a curated record.
AUGGCCAGCAAACUGAGUUUAAUCGUCUUUAUGGCUAUCAUAGCUGUGGGACUGGCCUUAACCACACCAACAACAGUAAGAACCAGGGAACCCAUGCCCACUACAACUGAAAAGCCCAAGAGUAGUGGUGUGGAGACCGUGGAGUCAAUGGAACGCCGGGACAAACGACAAUUGACUGCCAAUGGUGGCCAGAGCAGCCUGGCUGGUUCCAGUGGCCAAUUUCCCAUUUUCUUCGACGGCCUAAAUGUGAACCCCCCGCUGCAGCCGCUGCCACUGCCGCCCCUGCAGCCCCUGCAGCCGAUUACCGUGGUGACGCCCGUGGCCUCCAACUCGAAUGCCCAGAGUCAGCAGCCGCAGUCCGGCUGGCUGCCCGGCUUUGGCCAGAAUCUGCCCAUAAUCGGCACCUGGGUCGGCGGGCUGCCCAAUCUGAUCAGCGGUUUGGGUCUGGGCGGUCUGAACGGCGGCUUCGGCACCCUGGGUGGCCUCAAUCUGGGCAACCUGGGACUGGGCGCUGUAUCGCCCGUGGCCCCGGCUCCCGUCGCCUCGUCCCCCAAUUCCCAGGCCAGCUGUCCGCUCACCCAGAAGCUGAGCUGCCGCUGUGAGCCGCUCAUCCAGCUGCCGGGUCUGAAGCCCAUUUCGAAUCCUUUGAGAACCCAGCUGGUGCAGAUCCUGCGGCAGAAUGCCCGCAAAAACGACGAUGGCUCGCAAGAGGUGCGGGUGAUCCUGAGCAGUGGCCAUGUGUUGUACCAGAAGAUCACCAGGGAUCUCGGACAGAGCGGCUAUUUAGCCAUGAGGAUCCAGUCGGGCAGGUACUUCAACAUCUACUACAGUGUCAACGAGAAGGAGUACACUGUGCGGGCGGAUGUGAAGGACACGCCACCCACCUCCGAUUUCGACGACGAACUGAGCGGUCAGCUUUAA